Pectinophora gossypiella (pink bollworm) is the source of this 2013-nucleotide messenger RNA. It is a transcript of the gene ais, whose product is annotated as probable ATP-dependent RNA helicase DDX52. Gene Ontology annotation, biological process: maturation of SSU-rRNA. The record is from RefSeq and is a predicted model, not a curated record. NCBI's taxonomy places the organism in Eukaryota, Metazoa, Arthropoda, Insecta, Lepidoptera, Gelechiidae. Bases 77 to 1960 code for a protein of 627 amino acids. Gene Ontology annotation, molecular function: RNA helicase activity; nucleic acid binding; ATP binding. The transcript is spliced from 12 exons.
CGUUGUCAACAAGUGCUAUUCACACGUGUGUUAAUUUCAGUUUUUAACUUAAAAAUAUAACUUAAAUGUAUAUAAAAUGGAUGCUUACGACAUUUUUAAGAAAUUAACUAAAGGUUUAACUUUCAAGCACCGUGUUUUAGGCGUCAAAAACAAUAAUGAAACACCAAAACAGCCAAAAUUAAAAAAAGAAGAGGAAAUAAAAAAAGAAGAGCCAAGUGACAAUGAGGAAGAUAUACAAAAUGGAAUUCAUGAUUUAGGGUCAGGGUCUGAAUCAGAAGGUCAGACAGAUGGAGCUUCUGACAGCCAGAACUCAGAAGAUGAGGAUUUGCAACUUGUUGAAGGUGUCAAAGCCGGUGAUAAAAAGAGAAAGAAAAAGAUAAAAGAAAAGCCAGAAGACUUGAAAAAGAAAUUAGAAUUAGAAGAGCAAAAUAGAUUCCGCAACGAAUAUGGUAUUAAGGCUGUGGGUCGUCACAUCCCGGCUGCUUUGCAAGACUUCUCAGAUCUGAUAACGCGGUAUAAAGUGUCUCAGGCUCUGGUGGAGAGCGUCAAACAGUGCGGGUAUACCGAACCCACCCCUAUUCAGAGGCAGGCCUUGCCUUGUAUGUUGGAGGACCGUCAAAUCCUAGCUUGUGCCCCUACCGGCUCUGGCAAGACAGCCGCAUUCCUCGUCCCCAUACUUCACGCCCUAGGUGCCCCACAGGGUGGCCCAAGAGCCCUCAUACUGUGUCCAACAAGGGAGCUGGCCCAUCAGAUAUACCGUGAAGCAUUACGCUUGAGUGCUGGAACUGAACUGAGGGUUAGUGUGCUCCGAACAGUGAAGGAAAGUAAGGUGAAGGAACGAGAAGCUACUAUUAGGAAGAGUGAUAUUGUAAUAAGUACACCAAAUCGACUCUGCUAUUUACUAAAUCAGGAUAAUGUCGGCAUUACGCUUGAAAAGGUGCGCUGGCUAGUAAUAGACGAAGCGGACAAAAUGUUCGAGGGUUCAACAGAACAGCAGUCAGACUUCAGACAGCAGAUGGACGAGAUAAUGUCGGCGUGUGGCAGCAAGCAGCGGCGCGUGGCCAUGUUCAGUGCCACGCACACGCCCAGCGUGGCCAAGUGGUGUCGCCACCACAUGCGCGGCCUGAUCAACGUCACUGUGGGACAGAGGAAUGCAGCAACAAACCUGGUGGAGCAGGAGUUAUUGUACUGUGGCAAUGAAAACGGAAAACUGAUUGCGUUCAGACAACUCGUGCAGAAGGGUUUGAAACCUCCUGUUUUAGUGUUCGUCCAAAGCAAAGACCGCGCGAAGCAGUUGUUCAAGGAAUUGAUUUACGAUGGUAUCAAUGUCGACGCCAUACACGCAGACAGAACUCAAGCGCAGCGGGACAAUGUGGUGCACAGUUUCCGCGUGGGUCGCAUCUGGGUCCUAAUCUGCACGGAGCUGAUGGGACGCGGUAUGGACUUCCGCGGGGUCAAUCUAGUUGUCAACUAUGACUUCCCACCAUCAGCCAUCUCUUACAUACACAGGAUCGGUCGCGCGGGUCGUGCUGGACAAAAAGGAAAAGCGAUUACAUUCUUCACACAAGAUGAUGUUGCUAAUCUUAGAAGUAUCGCAUCAGUGAUGAAGCAGUCCGGUUGCGAAGUGCCGGAAUACAUGUUGAAACUGAAGCAGAGCGCCGGCAGACGGAAGGCCAGGAUGACGAAGGCACCACGACGAGACAACAUCUCCACUAUAUUGGAGAAACGAAACAAGAGAAAAUUAGAAGAUGCUUCAGAUCAAAAGACUGAAAAUACAAAAGAAACAGUCGCUGUAAAAGGCGGGAAGCACACUAAACAAAGGAAGAUCCAAAAUGGCGGAAAUAAACCUAACAAGAAAAUCCAAGAUGGCGCUGGAAAAGAAAUGUCCAGCAAGAAGAAUCAGAAGAAAAAAAUACAUAAGAAAAAUAAGAAAAAAGUUUUAGUGAAAAAGAAUUGUUAAAAAUUAACCAUAGUUGAUAAUUUGAGUGUAAAUAUAAUAUUGUUAAUUCCUAA